Molecule: messenger RNA, 723 nt
Organism: Boleophthalmus pectinirostris (great blue-spotted mudskipper)
Lineage: Eukaryota; Metazoa; Chordata; Actinopteri; Gobiiformes; Gobiidae
Product: sodium channel and clathrin linker 1-like
Exons: 2
Biological process (GO): cilium assembly; clustering of voltage-gated sodium channels
Cellular component (GO): centriole
Source: RefSeq, a predicted model, not a curated record
AACCCUCAAGUCUCGGCACAGGGUGAAGUGGAAGCACAAGCACAACCCACCACUCCCUGGAUUACUGACAGGAGUAUAAUGGCUCCCUUGAUCGAUGAAUAUGAUCGUCACAUAGAGGAAAUGAUGGGACAGCUACAGAAAUUCCAGGUACAAAUGGCAGACAUAAAAGUCAAGUUGGACAGAGUUGUCAAGGAGAACGAAAGGCUGCACACUGAGCUCAGAGAGUCAGUGGAGAGGCAGUUACAUGCCAUCCCAGUGUCCUCAGCAGCAGAGAGCAGUACAGUGGAGGAGGAAACCAUCAUCAAAAACCUCCAGGAGCAGAUACAGUUGUCUGAACAGGAGCGAGGGCAGGCCAUGGAGUUGUGGCAGACAACCUCUCAGGAGCUAGAUCGUCUUCAGCAGAUCCAUCAGAAGUUUGUUUCUGACACACAGAUGCAUGAUGCCCAAAAGAAGCAGCCCACAGAUCAGCUUGUCCAGUUACAGAGACAAACACAAAAGCUCCUACUGGACAAUCAGAAGCUGGAAAUGACCAACCAGCAGUUUCUGAAGACUUUAACUGAGCAGACAACCGAGAUGGAGGAGCUACAGAGUUACAACAGGCAGUCUAAGGCUGAAUUACGGACAGCCACAGCCAAAGUAAAUGAGUUGACCAAAUUAUUGCAAAAUCUCAAGGAACAGAUGCAAAGACAGGAAGAAGAUGUAGCCGAGGCUCAGGGUUGGUAA